Rhagoletis pomonella (apple maggot) is the source of this 2537-nucleotide messenger RNA. RefSeq lists its product as uncharacterized. Bases 57 to 2390 code for a protein of 777 amino acids. The record is from RefSeq and is a predicted model, not a curated record. The transcript has 4 exons. Lineage: Eukaryota; Metazoa; Arthropoda; Insecta; Diptera; Tephritidae.
UAAUCCGGCGACAGUCGGGGUACUCUCCUCGAGAUGGCAACCCGGUGUUAUUUACAAUGCCGCGCAAAAGCAAAACAGAUUUUAAUAAAAAUGCGAAAGCAGAUCGAGUUAUAGUAAAGACAUCUCCAGUUAAUGCCGAAACAAAUAUAAUCCGUCGAACACUUCGUUCGUCGAACUCAAAUCUUCAAGUGAGAACACGCAAUCAAUCCAGAUCAGAGAAGAACUCUCCAAAACCGGUGACCAGCAGUCGCACCAGAAGUGGGAACGUUAUGUCAAGUACAGUGGAUGAGGCUGAACCAUCUAUAAGUCGUAAAACAUUGGCUGAAGAUAAGGAGAACGCCGAAUUAAGUGACGAAUCGCCACAAAAAAUACCAAAAAAUAAACCCGUCCCUAUGGACAGUAAUGAAAUUGUGUCAACGAAGGAUACAGCUGAUGAACCCAUGCAAGUUGAUAUGCAAUCUACAAAUGUCGGAAGCAAAGAUUGUGCUGAACCACAGACAGAUUCAUCUGCAACUAAAAUAAAUUUGAAUAAUAAUAAGACGAAUAUCGAAAAAAAAGAAAACGAAGUCACAGAAGAACCGACUCAAACUGAAUCUCCAAGCAAGGACAAUAGAAAUGUGCAGAGAUCAGCAUCCAUUGACAAAUUGACAACUCUUUUCUCUAAUUUGUAUCUUAAUUCCGUGCAGCGUCUGUGUCUACAGUUUCCACCACGUUGUGCUGAAGAUUUAGUAUACUGCCGAAAACAGCAUUUCCAGCAACGAUUUAAUGAAAUGGACAAACCUAGUGAAGCACGAUUGAUGCAACUACGUUGUACUCUUAAACAGCAGAGAUACCUUUCAUUUAUCAAUCUGGCGAUGGAUAUGUGCCAGCGAUAUGAGUUUCCUGGAGAGGAUACAUUUACCAACUUGAUUGAAUUAAUUUUGAGCCUUAACCCCAAAACUGGAGAUGCCGCUUUCAUACGCACAUACCGCCAAUCCAUUGAGCUAUUUAGUUAUAUGGUGCGUACCUUUCCACCUUGCUGGCGUGCUACGCACACAGCCUACAUUGGCUUUUUUCAGCGUCCCCUAGACGCAGAAAAAAUUUAUAACAACAAAUCUAAGAGGGACAAUCGGUUGUCCAAAUCAAAAAAGGUUUUUGAUAUAAUACUGGAUUUGACCGAAAUUAUACUCAACGAGUGCACCAACGAAGAGCUAUCGAUUGUAACUGAACCCCAAACACCAACUAAUGAGAAAAAAGCAAAGGAGGAGUCGGUGGUAACAGAAACCCGCAAUAGUGAGCCUUUUGAUCACCACAAAUGGGAAGAACGUGAUAGUCGUUUAAAUACUUAUACAGCACUAAAGCCCACUGAGCGUUUGGAAAGACUAUUUAUAGUCUUACGUCUUAUUUUACAAAUACUUGAAAGUGAUUUCGUAAUGUGGCUGCUGCAUCAUUAUCGCAAAAAUAAAAAUUGGUUAUUCUAUACUGAUAGCAGACCGCUGGCGGUGUUUGUACUUGGCAUAUCAGAAGAAGCCCAUUUGAGUGCUUUAGGCCGCCAGCUCUUCCUGCUGUUUGCAAUGGCAGUUAACAAAGGAUUGAAUGUUAACUAUUUGAAAGUUCUUGAGCGAUAUAUAGCACUUUUGAUGGUCAUAAGCAACACUGCCGACAUAGAGCACACCGUACUGGGUGUUAAAUAUCCACAGCUUGGUCCAAAUACAAAGCAAAUUAUACUAGAUUUCUUCCGAAAGUUUAAAGAUCGCAAUUUGAACUCGUCCAUUUGCAACUAUAUUAAGGCUAUUGACGUUCUACGCAUACCGUACGUUCGAUACACAUUUAUCGAUCAAUUUCUGCAAAUGUUUGGGUUCUUGUAUUCAGAAAACUUUUCUCCAGAAAAAGUAUUUCAUUAUAUGAGAAAGAAACGUUGGCUGAAACAAAAAAAGCAAGCGGAGUUACAUGCAGAAGUAGAUGACAGCUCAGAUGUAGUCGAUGAAAUCUCAUGUGAGCAGCAUCUAUCGCUUCUACUGGAAGCUUUGAAAGCCUAUUGCGAAUGGCAUGCAUCUAAAGAUUUUAUGCAAAUAAUUCUAAAUAAGCGACAAGUGAGCUGCUUAAAAAUCACCACCCACUCUUUGCAUCAUACUCCCAUUGCUUCGGGUGGUCUUCUGAAUCUGGCACGCAUGGAAAAUGACAUUGUACAUUUGGAGGGAAAGCUACGAAAGACAGUGCGUGUUGCAAAACCAGUUAUUGAUUUACCGCUCAUGGACAUUUGUAUCGAUCAGGAUUUGCGAUUUAAGUAUCGUAACGAUUUGAAAUAUUUAAAUGCGCUACAACAAAAAGUUACCGAGCAAAGUAUAGCACAUCCAGAAGUAGAUUUCAGUGCGUGGGAGACGUUUUUAAUUGAUUUUAAAGUUGAUUAAUUUGCAGUGCCAUAAGACACAUUAUAUGCUUAAGAAAUUUAACUAUCCCAGUUACGCUACACUUUAUUUUUGAAACUGUUUUAUUUAUCGCCAUAAUAUUAAGCAAUUUUGAAUAUUAAACAAUUUAAAUUUAUUUCUUGAAUAAUA